UUAUACGUCACCCUCGGUAAAGUCAAAAGAUUAUUAUCAGGACAUGGACAAACGAGAGGAAUAAUGGGAAUAGAAAUCGAGAUGAAACAAGAAGAAAUCGAUCGAGAUCCACGACAAGAGAUUGUUUAUUUCGAAGAAUUACCUUGGUGGUUAACGAUUUAUUUACAUACUUUAAAAGUCGAAGUUGAUGGUAUUCAAAUCAAAUAUCCAACUCGAGUGAUCACCAAGAAAACAAUCAAGCCUUCAAUACAAAGAGAACGCCCAUACAGCUUUACGAUGACCCUGAAUUUCCCUUCCUCCGAUGAUAUGAAGGUCAACCUAUCCAAUAUUCAAUCAGAAGACCGAAAUUCGAAGAAAAAGAACACUCAACUACGAAAGAUGAAGAUUUAUUUCGAAUACGAGAAGGAUUUAUUACUCUAUACUGAAUAUUCUUCUGAUGCUAAUAGAGGAUUCGACUUGAAUCCAGCAGCAUUAAUCUUGUAUUCCUCAAAAACCAAAAACAAAGACCAAGACGAUGAACUCGGUCAUGACAAUCUUCAUCAAAGCGGUCUUAAUUCUUCAGCUUCUGAUCAUAGAGGUAGUAGUGUAAGGUAUUGGACUACUUGCGCUUUGGUCGAUCUGGCUACUCCAGAUUUCUCGAUGCCUUAUAAUGUUAUCAUCGUCACUUCUACUGCUAUGGCUUUAUUCUUUGGAUCCGUGUUUAAUCUUUUGGUUCGGGAUUUCAAAUUGAUUAAGAUCAAGAAAAAAUAGUUGAGAAAAUCAAUCAACCAAGCAAAUAAAUAAGUACAUUUGUCAAAUUGUAGGUAUAUUAUGUGAAAAACUGUCGAUCCUAGCUUUUUUUUUUGUUCUUUGUUGUCAAUCAAGAGUAGGAUGAAAUAAAGACGAUAAUCAGUGG
Messenger RNA from Puccinia graminis f. sp. tritici CRL 75-36-700-3, 895 nucleotides. RefSeq lists its product as uncharacterized. Bases 64 to 750 code for a protein of 228 amino acids. The transcript has 3 exons. Gene Ontology annotation, cellular component: GPI-anchor transamidase complex. The record is from RefSeq and is a predicted model, not a curated record. Gene Ontology annotation, biological process: attachment of GPI anchor to protein. Lineage: Eukaryota; Fungi; Basidiomycota; Pucciniomycetes; Pucciniales; Pucciniaceae.